Salvelinus namaycush (lake trout) is the source of this 1921-nucleotide messenger RNA. RefSeq names its product zinc finger protein with KRAB and SCAN domains 3. Bases 168 to 1616 code for a protein of 482 amino acids. The transcript is spliced from 4 exons. Gene Ontology annotation, biological process: regulation of transcription by RNA polymerase II. The record is from RefSeq and is a predicted model, not a curated record. NCBI's taxonomy places the organism in Eukaryota, Metazoa, Chordata, Actinopteri, Salmoniformes, Salmonidae. Gene Ontology annotation, molecular function: RNA polymerase II cis-regulatory region sequence-specific DNA binding; DNA-binding transcription factor activity. Gene Ontology annotation, cellular component: nucleus.
UAAAACGGAACAUCUAUUUUAUUUGUUGCGGUUCAGGAGGACAACUUGUUAGAUAGCUAGCUCAAUUAUCUGCGACGAGCACUUGUUAAAUUCACAGAUAACCUAAUCUGCGUUUUUGAUUUAUCUCGAAGAGCCUGUUUACACCAUAUUUCCACGGGAGAACACCUAUGGUCUCUGGAGAAGUCGCAUGGUUACUGGAGAAGAUGCUAGCUAUGCGCCAAUUUCUACCUAACACAAUGACCAACUACAGAGCUUUUCAUACACAACUGUCGUCCAUCAUGGAUGCGUUGACCAAAGCAGCGGUGGCAGAUAUCUGCGAGCUCGUAGAUGACAGUUAUGCUGUUUUACAAUUGGAAAUCUCUCGAAGCCACAAAGAGAAUGAGGCAUUGAAAAGGAAACUCGAGUUGAUCGAGACCAUCAUCGCGCGUGGGCAGAGAGCGAAUAUGGCUGAAACAAACCACCAAGCUAACGUUGAUUCCCUCAAUGCCGAACAUUCUUCAUCUGGAAGGGCUGCCUGUACCAAGCAGUCACAUGAAAAUCUAAGAAGAGCUGGAAAGAUCACAACUGUUCGGGAAGCCACAGAACAGUCUGAAAAUAAAGAGGUGGUUUUGCAGGUACCUGAGGAGGAGAAGAUCGGGCUUGACAUAGUCUUAAUCAAGGAGGAGAAGCUGGGCGGGGACUUGGAUAGUAGUAAUGACACACAGGAUGUUCUGCUAUUCAGUGAGAAGGGUACUGAAGCGUCGUAUGGUGAAGUGGAUGACAGUGAAGAAGGGCCAUCCAGAAUAACCUCCUCCACCAUGACUACGAGGGAGUGGGACAGAAGUGGAGAGGAUAGUUGUAACCGAUCCGAGCAGGGGAACGAGAGUUCUCAGAGGACUCCCCAGUUUUUGCGUUCUAAGUUCACGGCCGGAAGAUGGAACCCCCUGAGCCUUGACUACACGCUGCAUGAGACACCCAGUGAGUCUGGGUCCAGUCCACCGGGGGGGAAUGAUGAAAUGGAGACAGUGGAACCGGUUUAUGAUUUCCCUUCAGAAACCGACACCGUCCCCUCUACUCACCCGACAGGGAAACGGUUUCCCUUUGAACCAGACAGUAGUCCAAAUUCUCUCGCUGGGAAUUUCGAAAUGAAAAGAGAAGUUUCCAUGGUCAGCUCUCUACCCUACGACGUGGAACUGGAUAUGUGUUCUUCAUGGAGCAACCAGGAUAUGCUGGGAAUGGUUUCCAUGCAGGACGGGAAAUACCUGAAACCGGACCGCAGGGAAUUGCUGCUUGACAAGGUUGCAGACUUGAGCUCUGCCCAUUAUCAAAUGACUGCCGCCGGACUUCACGCUGCGGCCAAGUAUGACAGCAGAGACAGCAAGCGUUUUAUUUGCACUUUCUGCAGCAAGUGUUUUACAUCGUUGCGAAAUCUGGAGACACACCUGCGGGUUCACACAGGAGAGAGACCAUACAGCUGCACCCAGUGCGGGAAGAGGUUCACCCAGUCUGGCCAUUUGAAAACGCAUCAGAGUGUACACACCGGAGAGCGGCCAUUUGCCUGCGAGCAGUGUGGUAAAAGGUUUGCAGGGAAACAAAAUUUGAGGUUACACCAACAGAAAAACCACCCUAAUCUGUGAGGUGUAAGGUUAGUUGAGAGCUCCACGAACACAGUUAUGCCUAACAUUUUUAGAACCAUUUAGACCAGAACCUUGACACUGUUUGACGUCUAAGUUUGAAUAUUAGUAAUGAAGAAUAGGCUAUUUUGUAUUUUCACACUGAUGAUAUGUUUUGAUGGAUGAACUCCGCAAGAAUGGUGGAGGUGAAAAACAUGGUCUAACAUUGCGAUGCUCUAAUUUCAAUUUUUGUUCCAUUUAAUUGCCUUUGAAAAGAUACAGUUGAUAAUAUUUAACCCAAUGAAAUAAAGCUAUUUGAUGAGACGUUA